Molecule: messenger RNA, 4797 nt
Organism: Metarhizium acridum CQMa 102
Lineage: Eukaryota; Fungi; Ascomycota; Sordariomycetes; Hypocreales; Clavicipitaceae
Product: putative PKS/NRPS-like protein biosynthetic cluster
Biological process (GO): long-chain fatty acid biosynthetic process
Cellular component (GO): fatty acid synthase complex
Molecular function (GO): 3-oxoacyl-[acyl-carrier-protein] reductase (NADPH) activity; 3-oxoacyl-[acyl-carrier-protein] synthase activity; fatty acid synthase activity
Source: RefSeq, a predicted model, not a curated record
AUGUAUCCAGCGGUUUCUGCCUCAGAGGCAGCGCUUCAGAAAGACAAUGAAGUUGCCUGCACGCUUCUCAUUGAGCUUCUGGCUCAUCAAUUUUGUUAUCCCGUUCAAUGGAUCAAGACUCAAGAUCUUAUUCUGAGGGACAAGGAGACGAACCGAGUGGUGGAAUUCGGACCAGGUAACACAUUGGUCAAGAUGGCCGAACGGACUAUAGCGCAGCAGUAUGCGCAACAAGACGCUGCGGCAAACAUCUCGCGACAAUUAUUAAGUUUCCAGCAAAAUUAUGAUCAAAUAUCCUACGAGCAAAAACCUGUGCACCCAUCAUCAACCAAAAAGACUGAAGACGCAUCUGCGGGAUCUGAGCCGAAGCCCAUCACUUUGACAUCGAGUGAUUCGCCUCCAGAAAGUGCACCAGCCAUCAGCGUUCAACAGUCAUCUAAUGUCAUGGCAGUCGAGUUGGAAGAUGAGCCAGCAAGUGCAAUCGAUAUUACAACAACCAUUGUCUGUAUGGGCCUAAAAAAGCCACUGGACGGUGUUGAUACUACCAAGUCCAUUAGGGCACUUUCUGGAGGCCGCUCGACUCUGCAAAACGAGAUCCUUGGAGAUCUUGGGGCCGAGUUUGGUGUCAUACCAGAUGGUGCCGAGGAUAUGUCUAUCAACGAUUUCUGCUCUUUAGUGCAAGGGACAUUUGCUGGAAAGCUGGGAGCCAAGUGUUCCUCGGGAAUCGAGAAGAUGGUAUCACAGAAGUUCAGUGGAUCGUUCCAGGGCUCUGGAAUACGAAAGUAUCUCAAAAAGCAAUGGGGGUUUGGUCCUGGCCGUCAGGAUAGUGUACUUCUCUGGGCGUUGACGUCACAACCGCAAGCCAGGCUACAGAAUGAUGACGAGGCCAAGAUCUUUAUCGACGGCAUAGUUCAACAAUAUAUUAAAAAACGCGGACUGGUCUUGCCGGCUGAGUCAAGCGCUGCAGGUCCUUCCGCGGCUCAAACCACCGUCAGCGUUGAGGUCCUGGACUGCUUGGAAGAAAGACAAAAAGAAGUCUUUAAGGAGCAACUCGAACUUUAUGCUAGGCUGCUGGGAGUCGACCUUCAUGCCCCGGAAGCUGCAAAUGCUGCACUUUGCCAACGCAUAUCGGACCUGGAAGAGCAAUUAGACGGGUGGAAUAUUGAACAUGGCGAAGCUUAUGCGUCUGGCUUGAAACACAUCUUUACACCACUGAAAGCACGUGUCUACGAUUCUUGGUGGAACUGGGCCAUGCAAGAUCUCAUGUUACUGAUAUCCACGGCCACAUCUGGGAGUCUACGUGAUAUGGAACCAACCAUAGAUCGACUGAAAAGAAAUUUGGUGCGAAAAUCUCAUUCGAGGCUCGUUUGCGCGAUGCGGCACUUUUUAAGUACGACGACAAAUGUCCACGUCGCAGAAACCCUCCGCGACGUCUUAUCUAGAUGCGAGACUUCCAUGAACGAGAUGCCGGUGGUUUACUGGCACGACCAGUCGAUGGCCCCUGUGACCACCAUUGAUCAAUCCGGCAAGAUCGUUUACAGCGAGAGGCCUAGGUCACUGCGCAUUGAUGAUGACAAGCUUCUAAGGAUUGGCCACAAAGUUGGCAACAAUUGGGAGUACCCUGACAGUCUUUGCAGCACUUUGCAUCAAGUGCUGGCCGGAGCAAGAACAACAGGCCUCUCCUUCGCGGGACGAAAUAUACUUGUUACAGGUGCAGGUGAAGGGUCUAUUGGCUGCAGCCUGGUUUCUAAGCUGCUAUCCGCUGGUGCGCAUGUCAUUGUUACCAGCAGCUCCUACUCGCCCAGCGUUACUCGAUUCUACCAACGCCUGUUCGCUGAGCACGGCAGUAAGGGCUCAACACUCAUACUCGUCCCUUUCAACCAGGCCAGUGUCCGCGAUGUCGAAGCUUUGGUAACAUACAUUUAUGACGACGGCGGCCUUGACAUGGAUCUCGACCAUGUCAUCCCGUUCGCGGCCAUCUCGGAAAAUGGCCGAAAUUUGGACAACAUCGACUCACGCAGUGAGCUUGCUCAUCGAGUAAUGCUCACAAAUACAAUUAGACUGCUGGGUAGAGUCAAGCACCAUAAAGAAGCCAGGAAAAUUGUUACGCGCCCAGCUCAGGUGAUUCUUCCUUUGUCACCUAACCAUGGAAAAUUUGGUGGGGAUGGACUCUAUGCGGAGUCGAAGCUCGGUCUGGAGUCGUUCUUUGAUAAAUUCCACUCGGAAGACUGGGCCGACUAUUUAUUAAUAUGUGGUGCGCUUAUCGGCUGGACGCGAGGGACAUUUUUGAUGUCUAACAAUGACAUUGUUUCCGAGGGCAUCGAGAAACAUGGCAUGCGUACGUAUUCACAAGAUGAGAUGGCGCUCCAGAUCGUGGCAUUGAUGGAUCCAGCCAUUGUGUCUUUGUGUACUGAUGAGCCCUUGCUCGCUGAUUUGAGCGGUGGCAUGGCCCAAAUAGCCGACUUGAAGGGUGUUGUCACUGGGAUUCGAGAUUGCAUCAAUCAGCUGAGCGAGGAGAGGCGCAUGAUGACACAUGAGGCGCUUUCCGACGCUCACGUAGUGAGUCUGGAAGAGGAAAUUGAACCACAAGCGAACAUUGAUUUCAGUUUCCCUGCCCUCCCCGACUGGAAAACCGAAAUCACGCCAAUGGCGGACCAGCUGAAGGGCAUGGUUGAUCUUGAUCACGUUGUUGUUGUCACGGGCUUUGCUGAAAUAGGGCCAUGGGGCAACUCGCGAACCAGAUGGGACAUGGAGGUCAACGGCUCUCUAUCGCGAGAAUCGUGUGUCGAGUUGGCAUGGAUCAUGGGCCUCAUCAAGGCGCAUUCAGGCAUUGUGGACGGAAGGCCAUUCUCAGGAUGGAUCGACAAGAACACCAAUAAGCCACUUGCCGACCGGGAAAUCAAAGAGAAAUAUCACGAUUUUAUACGUGAAAACUGUGGCAUCCGCUAUGCAGAGAGUAAACCGGAUUCACCAUCAUGGACGGGCAUGGAGUCGCUACACGAAAUCGAGAUUUUGAAAGAUCAUGAGCCAGUCGAGGUUAGCAACGAAACCGCAGUGCAACUGAAAAACAUUCAUGGCGACAACUUGAACAUCAUGUCAAAUGAAGGAACGGGGCAGUCAAAGAUUGUGCUGAAAAAGGGGGCGAAAAUCAUGAUACCCAAGCUGCAACGUACGCAACAUACCGUCGCUGGCCAAGUCCCCACGGGCUGGAAUCCCAGCACUUAUGGGAUCCCUGAAGAAAUCAUCGCCCAAGUCGAUCCGGUAACUCUUUUUGCGCUGGUCGCCUCGGCUGAAGCCUUCCAAUCUGCGGGCAUCUCAGAUCCUUACGAAUUCUACGACCACUUGCACGUUGGUGAGGUGGCAAAUUGUACGGGAUCUGGUUUCGGAGGGAGUGCCAGCAUACGGAAAAUGUUCAAGGGGCGCUAUCAAGAUCAGCCAGCAGCAAAGGAUAUCCUUGCCGAGUCCUUCAUCAGCUCCACCAGCGCAUGGAUAAACAUGCUUCUCAUGUCGUCUGCCGGGCCCAACAAGACGCCUGUGGGAGCAUGUGCUACGGCGUUGGAGUCUCUAGACACUGCCUUUGAUCUGAUACACGCCGGAAAAGCCAAAAUGUGUCUGGUAGGGGGCUUUGAUGACAUGCUUAAAGAAAUUUCCGAUGAGUUUGCCAAUCUCAAGGCCACGGUCAACGCGGAUGAUGAUGCUGCAAGAGGCCGGGAGCCAUCCGAGAUGAGUCGGCCGGCCACCUCGACUCGCAACGGCUUUGUCGAGUCGGAAGGCGCGGGAGUCCAAGUUGUUACAUCGGCAAGUGUCGCUCUUGAGAUGGGCUUGCCGAUCCAUGCCGUGAUUGCAUUGACGCGGACAGCAAUGGACGGAGCCAGCAGAUCAAUUCCGGCACCGGGCCAGGGCCUCUUGGGCUCAGCCGCUCAAACGCCAAGUAAAUACGACUCCCCGUUGAUGAGCAUGGCACACCGCAAGCGGUCGCUACGCAAGAGGUUGCAGCAAGCCGCCGAGAUGCGCGAGCUGCAGAUUUCUGACCUCGGGGAGGAGAUUGCCCACCUGAAGCGGCAGGGCUGCUCUUUCAACGAAGCCGAGUAUCUCCAGGAUCGCAUGGCCAGCAUCGAGCAAGACGCGAAACGCGACCGAGUAGAGGCACUGAAGCUCUACGGUAACCACUUUUGGAUUCAUGACAGCCGCAUUUCACCGAUUCGAGGAGCUCUUGCUGUCUGGGGCCUCACAGUGGAUGAUAUUGAUGUUGUUUCUUUCCACGGCACCUCGACGAAAGCAAACGAGAAAAAUGAAUCAUCCGUCAUCAACGAGCAAUUCAAGCACCUCGGUCGCAAGCAGGGCAAUGUAGUCCCAGUUGUCUGCCAGAAGUCUCUUACCGGGCAUCCGAAAGGAGCUGCUGGAGCUUGGAUGCUCAAUGGCUGUAUGCAGCUCAUGGCUGAUGGAAGAGUUCCGGGCAACCGCAACGCUGACAACAUCGAUGCGGCACUACAGCAGUACGACUACCUCGUGUUUCCCAACAAAACGAUUGAAAAGCCAGAGGUCAAGGCCUUUAUUGUUCAAUCGUUUGGCUUUGGUCAGAAAGGUGCCAUGGCCAUUGGCGUCAACCCCAAGUAUCUUUAUGCAACGUUGGAUGAGGAUGACUUUGUGGCGUACAAACAAAAACGCCGGUUACGUGAGCGACAAACAAACAGAGUGUCUAGUGAAAGAUUUUUCAACAACUCGAUAUUUCAAGCAAAGGAUGGGGCUCCCUACGCUGCUGCGGACCGUUCGAGGGUGCUCUUAAGGGCCGAAGCAUAA